Messenger RNA from Linum trigynum, 8142 nucleotides. The record is from the annotation of a GenBank genome assembly. Lineage: Eukaryota; Viridiplantae; Streptophyta; Magnoliopsida; Malpighiales; Linaceae.
AGCUCAUCCUAAUUAACUCCUACCAUCACAACAAUGGUAGCAAAAUUCAAUUUGGGAGGGCGCAAAAGGAAAGAAGAAGAAGAAGAAAAACAUAGAGGAGGCAGAAUGGACAGAUGAUGGCGAUGGUGGUGGGAUCCACUGCUUUUUUUUUUUUUUUUUGGUGGUAAUGUGUGUUUUGGAACAAGCUCUUCUUCUAGUUCUAGUGGUGGCUGGGUGCAGCCUUGCAUUGCUUCGUUUCCAUUUUCACGGGGACCCAUGUCAGUUUUCCAGCUAACCUUUAAAACGACGUUCCAUCGGCCGGCAAAAGCUACCUUCAGAUCAAUGGUUUGGUGGUGGUGGUGUCUGUCUCCCUGCUCGCUAUUUUCUACGUACAUCCUUUCUGUAUUAAUAUUACGUGAAGUGAAACCCUAGCCCAGCCAUAGCUGUUGUUUUCCUUCUCACGUCUACAAACGAAGGCAGCUUUCUGAAUUUUUUGCCGGUGGUUCCAGAGACUGGACUGGCCACGAUAUAUAGUUUCUCUUCUCCUAUAGCUUGGCUAUGGAUGAAGCUUUUAUCAUUGGAAAUUCAAACUAGCUUAGUAUUCAUCAGCCGACGUCACUACUACAAACAUAUAUAUGUACAUAUUCGUUGUUUUCGUGUGUUGUACUGUAUACGCACCACGAAUAAUAUCUGUUACCGAUAUUCCUUUGGAUAGUACUGCAAACGAGAAGCCUUUGAACAUCAGCAAACUUCAUAUAUACACUAAAGUGAUGAUGGGUGUAGUUUGAAUUCGGGUCUCCUGACCUCCAUAUCCAAGUUCAUUUUCUACAUGCAUCUGUGUGUAUAGACGAUCUAACAUUCACAAUGACGCUUCUUUCUUCCCAAUGGCGGAUCCAGGAUAGAGCACUGAACCACAUUAAAAAAAAGAGGCGAAAAAGCACUGGGCCGUAACCUAGCAAACUCUAAAACAAAUACCGAAAAUUGAAAAUUUACAAGGAUAUACUAGCUCUAGAUCCAGGGGAGAGUUGGACCGUGGCCCGGAGAUGGCCUCCUAGCUAGAUCUGCCGAUGUCUCUUCCUUCGAAGUAUCUUCAUUUUUGCAGUUCUUAGCGGUAUGUGAUCACACACCUAACCUCAGGACUAUGGAUUCAAUAUCCAACCUUAAGCCCUCCAAUCUAAAUAAAAGAGUACAUAUAGUUAUGGUUGUAGAAUUAGAAGGGUUUUGUUUUGUUUUCAUGAUAUCCAUCAACCUAAUCAUAAACUCUUUAAUAUGGAAGUUUGAUUUAGGGUUAAUAUUUUCGUAUUAUUAGAGCAGAUUGAUGAACCCUGCUGUGCAGAGCUGGAGAACCAAGGCAGAGGGAAGACGAAGGUUGAAGAAGAGUAAUACGCAGCUGUUUGUUCAAUCCGAUGCCGUUUCCAUUGUCUCCGUUACUAGCUAGCCGUUAAGUGUUGGACGGUUGUUUGUUGCCACGUGUUAGGCACAGUAAUAUUUAAAUUACAGUUUCAAACUUCAUUUCCGUUUUUACUGUAGUUGAUUUCUGAUGGUAUAAAAGGAAACAGAGAAGCAUACAGCUUUCUCUGAGAUUUCCCCUCCAAUCAUUCAGCAGCUAAACCUAGCAGCUGCUUCCUUUCCUUCUUCUUUCAUUUCUAUUUCUUAUGGUAUCAGAGCGGCGCUGAUCCAUCUCUCCGCUUCAUAGUCUACAAUGGCGAACAAUCCACCUCCACAAACUCCACCAGGUUCUCAAAACUCAGGUAUACCAUUUGGCACUUUCAACGCUGAGUCAAGUGGUGCUGGAGGCCAGACCUACAACAAUCCUGGUGCGGAUGCUCGUCAACAGCAGAAUGGUAACAAUACUCAUCUGGGUCUGGUGUUUGGAAGUCCCUAUUACAUUAAUCCCAGUGAAAACCUAGGCCAAUCCAUCGUUGCUGAAACCCUGGAUGGAUCUAACUACCAGACCUGGCAGCGAGCUGUAAGAAUGGCUCUUAAGACCAAGCAUAAGCUGGGUUUCAUUGAUGGCACACUUCCAAUGCCUGAUCAUACUCAUCCUGAUUUCGUUUUAUGGGAUGCUUCAAAUACUAUGGUUCUCUGUUGGAUUCUGAAUUCAGUACAUAAAGACAUUAGCAGGAGUGUUUUACAGCAUGAAAAUGCAAAAGUUGUGUGGGAUGAAUUGAAGGCUCGAUUUGGCAGGUCUAAUGCCAUCAAGCUAUCUAACUUGCAGGAUGAAAUGGCUGCCUGUAAGCAAGGUAAUAUGAGUGUGACUCAGUACUAUAUCACACUUAAGGGUUUAUGGGAAGAGAUUCAGCAGUAUAGCCCUGUGGUUGAAUGUGAUUGUCUAGCUGUAAGAGUUAGGCCUUGUGCAGCAGUUGUUGCUUAUAAGCAGAAGCUUGAAACUGACUAUCUGAUUAAGUUUUUGAAGGGAUUGAAAUCAGACUAUGAUGUGAUUCAAUCUCAAAUACUCAUGCUUAAACCCUUGCCUGCUGUGGAAGUUGCUUUGGAUGAUGUUUUACAACAUGAGCAGAAGUUACAAGGUGAUAAAGGGAAAAGCACCAGGGGUAUUCAGUCAGUGGCACUUGCUGCACAAGGACAAUCUGAUCAGAACAAGAAUUUGAACUCUAACAAGGAGACUAAGUAUGAGAAUGCUAGAGAAGGGAAGUUCUGUCGAUAUUGCAAGAUGAGUGGUCAUCUAAAGGAGGAAUGCUAUAGGUUGAAGAACAAGAAAGCACGAAUGGCUGAAGGAGGUGGUUUUGUUGGUUCUGUUUCCCAAUCAGAUUCACAAAGUGGUGACUCCAUUUCCUCAGGACAAAGUGCUGGCUAUGAAAGCAAAUCUUCUUCAACUGGAUCCCUCAGUUUUACUAAUGAAGAACUGAACAAGUUAAGGCAACUUCUGCAACAGCCUGAUAGCAUGAGUCCAUCUCCACCAUUAUCCCCUUCUAUCAAGCAUGCCUCAUUCUCAGUCUCACAACACUUACCAUCUCAACCCAACUAUGCUGGUAAAUAUGUUCUCUCUUCUUAUGCUCAACAUGGUUUGAUGGCCCUGACUCAAGUCUGGAUUUUGGAUAGUGGUGCUUCAGACCACAUAGCAUGCACUCUUGCUGUGUUCAAACAAGCUAGAUCAGUUUCAAAUCAGUUUGUUUAUCUACCUAAUGGCUCUAAAGUGGAAGUGAGUCAUAUAGGUUCAGUCCAAAUACCAAAUGGGUUGAUUUUACAAGAUGUUCUACUAGUUCCCAGUUUCACUUUUAACCUAGUCUCCAUUAGCAAACUUACCCAUGACCUUCCCAUUUCCUUGUUAUUUGAAUCUGACUCUUGUCAUAUUCAGGACCAAACAACCAAGAACCUGAUUGGUUCAGCAAAACAAGAUAGGGGACUCUACCACCUCACUCUUCCAUCAAGGUCCACAUCUGACAUCUCAUCCCACCAAGUAGCAACCACUUACAAUUUCCUUCCUCACCAAAUAGACCUUUGGCAUUGGAGACUGGGGCAUCCAAGUAGAGACAGAGAAAAUCAAGCUACUGGAUGUAAUAGAACUUCUUUUAAACAUUGUCCAACCUGUCACUUGGCAAAACAAAAGAAACUGCCCUUUCCUAUUAGUGACAGUAGAGCUAUUUCAGCUUUUGAUAUGGUUCAUGUAGACAUUUGGGGACCUCUUGCUGUUAAGUCACAUGAUGGCUUUUCUUAUUUCCUUUCAAUUGUGGAUGAUCAUACACGCAGUGUUUGGGUAUUUUUAAUGAAACAGAAAUCAGAAGCUUCUCAUCUUCUGGAAUCCUUUUGUGUUAUGAUUCAGAACCAGUUUAGCAAAACUGUUAAGGUUAUAAGGAGUGAUCAGGGGGGUGAGUUUCACAUGAUUGAUUUCUACAAUGCUUUUGGGAUUGAACAUCAGCUUUCCUGUGUGGAAACUCCUGAGCAGAAUGCCAGAGUUGAGAGGAAACACCAGCAUAUUCUCAAUGUUGCCAGGGCUUUACGUUUCCAAUCAGGAUUGCCACUUCAUUUUUGGAGUGAUUGCAUCCUGCAUGCAGUCUACUUAAUUAAUAGAUUGCCUUCACCAGUAACUGAUGGUGUCUCACCCUUUGAGUUACUGUAUCAUAAACAACCAGCCUUAGAUCUAUUAAAGGUUUUUGGUUGCUUAUGUUAUGCAUCUACCUUGUUGAGAGACAGAACCAAAUUCAGUCCCAGAGCCAGGCAAUGUGUCUUUCUUGGCUUCCUUCCAGGGAUCAAAGGGUACAAACUCUUUGAUCUUAACACACAUCAAACCUUUGUUUCCAGACAUGUGGUCUUUUAUGAGACCAUUAUCCCUUUCUUAGACCCUUCUUCUUCUACUUCUGUUCCUACCUCUUCACCACCACAGCCUACUUAUUCUAGCAAUACACCAAUUUUUCCCAAUAAUCCUAUUCCUCCUGAUCCAUUUUUCUCCUCUUCCACACCUUCUCAGACUUCACCUCCUUCUUCCUCUACUCCUUCUUCCUCAACUCCUCCUUCCUCACCUUCUUUUCCUUCUGCCACAGACACAUUGCCUGCUUCCUCUGUUGGUGAAGUAGUAGAGUCUUCAGGAGUGAACUCUGAAGGGGAGGAUGAGUUAGUUGCACAACUUGAAUUUGAGGAUGUAGAAGGUGGUCCUGAGUUAAGGAAAUCUGACAGAAUCAGAACAGUGCCAGUUUGGCAUAAAGACUACAAGGUUGGAGCAGUUAGCAAGUACUCCAUGGAUAAGUAUGUCACUUUUGACAAACUCCCACCUGCACAUAAAACUUAUGUGAUGAGUGCCAUGGCUGUUACUGAACCAAAAACUUAUGAAGAAGCCUGUAAAGAACUGUGUUGGAGGGAGGCCAUGAAGGAUGAAUCUGAUGCUCUUGAAGCAAAUCAGACUUGGGAACCGGCUUAUUUGCCAACUGGUAAGAGGGCAAUUGGUUGUAAAUGGGUGUAUAAGGUGAAACUUAGAGCUGAUGGUACCAUAGAGAGGUUCAAGGCCAGAUUAGUGGCCAAGGGAUUUACUCAAAUUUAUGGGAUAGAUUUCUUGGAUACAUUUUCACCAGUAGCCAAGAUUAACUCAGUUAAGGUUUUGUUAGCUGUGGCUGCUGCUAAUGACUGGCUUAUACAUCAGAUGGAUGUAUCAAAUGCUUUCCUUCAUGGAGAGUUAAAUGAAGAAGUCUACAUGAAGCCACCACCAGGGAUGAACUUACCUGACAAGAGAAUGGUACUGAAGUUAAAGAAGUCUCUUUAUGGACUAAAACAGGCCAGCAGGCAGUGGUUUGCCAAAUUAGCUAGUUCAUUGUUGAAAAAUGGCUUUGCUCAAACUGCUUCAGACUAUUCAAUGUUUGUCAAGAGAAUUCAGGGAAGAAUGUUGAUUGUUCUGGUGUAUGUAGAUGAUAUACUGAUUGCAGGAGCCUCCUUGGGAGACAUAGAACAAUUGAAAUUGUUCUUGGGAAGAGAAUUUAAAGUGAAGGAUCUUGGUGAUCUAAAGUUUUUCCUUGGCCUGGAAGUUUAUAGGGAUGUAAAUGGGAUUCAUGUGAAUCAAAGGAAAUACUGUAUGGAGUUGCUGGAAGACACUGGAUAUCUGGAAGCAAAGGAUUGCUUGGCACCAAUUGACUACAAGUUGAAGCUAUCUGCUAAGCAAGGGGAGCCUCUUCCUAAUCCUGAAGUUUACAAAAGGUUAGUAGGAAGAUUGCACUACCUUACUAUCACUAGACCAGAUUUAACAUUUGCUAUCCAGCAAUUAUGCCAAUACCAGAAGGAUCCAUAUAGUGAGCACUUGCAGGCUGCCUAUAGGAUUUUAAGGUAUUUGAAACAUGCUCCAGGACAAGGAUUGCUUUUUAAAUCUGAUUGUGAAUUGAAGUUAAGAGGUUUUUCAGAUUCUGAUUGGGCAAGUUGCCCUGACACAAGGAGGUCAAUCACAGGGUAUUGCACCUUACUUGGGGACAGUCUGAUAACCUGGAAGUCUAAGAAACAGAGUACAGUUUCUAGAUCAUCUUCUGAGGCUGAGUACAGAGCCUUAGCACACCUGGUUUGUGAGUUGCAGUGGUUAAAAGGAUUGCUUGCAGAAAUGGGUGUCAAAAUUCCUCUACCUGUUCAGGUUUAUUGUGACAACAGAUCAGCUAUCCAUAUAGCUGAAAAUCCUGUGUUUCAUGAGAGAACGAAACACAUCGAGAUUGAUUGUCACAUUACAAGAGAAAGGCUGAAGUCUGGAUUAAUCAAGCUUGAACAUGUCAGAACAGAAGAUCAGUUGGCAGAUUUGUUUACCAAAGGCAUGACAAGAUACAGGCUGAAAUUUCUACUUAGCAAGUUGGGAGUUUUGGAUAUACACUCGCCAACUUGUGGGGGAGUAUUAGAGCAGAUUGAUGAACCCUGCUGUGCAGAGCUGGAGAACCAAGGCAGAGGGAAGACGAAGGUUGAAGAAGAGUAAUACGCAGCCGUUUGUUCAAUCCGAUGCCGUUUCCAUUGUCUCCGUUACUAGCUAGCCGUUAAGUGUUGGACGGUUGUUUGUUGCCACGUGUUAGGCACAGUAAUAUUUAAAUUACAGUUUUAAACUUCAUUUCCGUUUUUACUGUAGUUGAUUUCUGAUGGUAUAAAAGGAAACAGAGAAGCAUACAGCUUUCUCUGAGAUUUCCCCUCCAAUCAUUCAGCAGCUAAACCUAGCAGCUGCUUCCUUUCCUUCUUCUUUCAUUUCUAUUUCUUACGUAUGGUCUGAACGUUGACCAAAAUAAACAUUCUGGCCAAUCUUUUCGAUUUAUAACAUCCUGGCCCAAACUAUACAUCAAAAUAAACAAUUUGGCCAGAUCCGACUUUUGACCGUUAACUUGGAAGGUCAAACGCGUUGACCGUUAGUCAACGCGCCAUGUCAUUGCCAACUCAACAAGUUUCAAUUAAUUUUUUUAAUUUACACCUAUUUUCAUUUUCUUUCCUUUUUUUAUUGUUAAAAAUUAAAAAAGGAAAUGAAAAUAGGUGUAAAUUAAAAAAAUUAAUUGAAAUUUGCUGAGUUGGCAGUGACAUGGCGCGUUGACCGUUAGUCAACGCAUUUGACCGUCCAAGUUAACGGUCAAAAGUUGAAUCUGGCCAAAUUAUUUAUUUUGAUUUAUAGUUCGGGCCAGGAUGUUAUAGAUCGAAAAGAUUGACCAGGAUGUUUAUUUUGAUUAAAGUUCAGGCCAUACAAAAAUAUUUCCAUUGGAUUUAAACACGAAUGUAUUUUUUCGUUUACAGCCCGCUUGUACAGAAUUGAAGAAUAAUUUACUGGCGUUAAAUAUUCAUUAGAUGAUUAUCGGUCCAAGUGCAUUAAUUAUCGUACGAGGGAGGAUGAUCGAUGUUACCACCAUCCCAAUCCACUAAGCCGGUCCUUAAUUUUGAUCAACGCGAAGUAUAUUUGUCUAUGUCAAUACUCGAUAAUGUGCGGCAGCUAAUGGAAGUUGUUGUCGUUCUGCUUAUAAUGUUGUGCUUGAUACUUCGUUUAAUGUUGGUUGGUUUUGAUCAAAGAAUAAUGUUCAGCUUAAUGUUGUGCUAGAUACUUCGUUUAAUGUUGGUUGGUUUUGAUCAAAGAAUUUCAUAUUGUUUCGUCUUUAAAGGUCUUUCUAAUUGGUAUUAACAAUUACUCUUUGGAUAUUUGAAAUGGAGCACAAACAUUUGAGGGUGUCCAAGUCCCAUGUACGCAAUACCUCAGUGCUUGUAAAUCAAGUAAUAUACUUGAUAAUUAAGGUUUGUUUAGAUAGGUGUAAUAAGCAAGCUAGCUAUACACAAAUAGUGACUUUCCUUUUGAGCUGGGAUACUUUAAUGGUGGUCAUAAUUAUAUAGUCAAAUAACAAAAUUUCCAAAGAUUGUUGAUGAUGUAACGAUGUGUAUAUAAUGUACAGCAACACAUAUAAUUGUGUGUUUUAAACUACAAGGAAGGAUUAGAACCGCAUAUUAAAUCACUUGAUUAGUUAGGCGACAUGAAGUGCCCUCUUGAAAAGGAUGUCACUUAAUUCUUAUCUCCCGUAAUCCUUACUUAAUUGUAACAGUUUUCUUCUUUCCCUUUUUUUUUCUUUCUUUCCAUUGGCCCCUAAUAUUAUCAACACACUGUUCAAGGACAAGACCUCAUCCUCUGCUUUUUCAUAAUUCCCCUCCUCGUAAUUAAAUAGAUGGUUAAGAAUAUUAAUGACGGUGGCACUAGGUUAACGCAGAUAAUAAUGAAAAAAUAUCAACCUA